AUGUUCCCGAGGCGGAUUGUCGCCGAGGCCCGAAUCCUUGCAAAAUGUCGCCGUGAGGGCAUCAAGGUGCCCGCCGUCUUCGCUGUCGACGAGAGCGCGGGCUGUCUAUCGAUCGAAUGGAUCGAUGGGGAGCCGGUCAGGGCGUCGUUAAACCGGUGGUUGCUUCAAAACCCGGGGGCUGAUACGGGCGCCGAUCCCCAUGUGAGGGGCCUCAUGAGGAGGGUAGGCCAGGCAGUGGGAAGGCUUCACCAGAUUGGCGUCAUACAUGGGGACCUGACAACGAGCAACAUGAUGCUGCGGGCCCAACCGGGCGGCGGAAAUGGCGACAACGGUGACAACGGGCUAUUAGACGACGAAAUUGUUCUCAUCGACUUUGGUCUCGCAAGUCAGAGCGUGCAGGACGAGGACCGCGCCGUGGAUCUGUACGUCUUGGAAAGGGCCUUUGGCAGUACCCACCCGCGGGCCGAAACCCUAUUUGACGAGCUUUUGGAAGGAUAUAAGGAGACUUUCAAACAGGCCCACGUGUCAAUCAAGAAGCUGGAAGAAGUCAGGCUUCGGGGAGGAAACGGAGCAUGA
Molecule: messenger RNA, 576 nt
Organism: Parascedosporium putredinis
Lineage: Eukaryota; Fungi; Ascomycota; Sordariomycetes; Microascales; Microascaceae
Source: the annotation of a GenBank genome assembly